Messenger RNA from Perca flavescens (yellow perch), 2028 nucleotides. Its product is annotated as thrombospondin-type laminin G domain and EAR repeat-containing protein-like. Lineage: Eukaryota; Metazoa; Chordata; Actinopteri; Perciformes; Percidae. Gene Ontology annotation, biological process: signal transduction. The record is from RefSeq and is a predicted model, not a curated record. The transcript has 12 exons. Bases 1 to 2028 code for a protein of 675 amino acids.
AUGACAUCGCUCAUAUUUGUGCACUUUCUUCUCCUGGGGUUAAGGGUCAUUGGCACCACCACAGACACAUGGAGACGCUGCACAGAUUUACUCCCUCUGGAUCUUCUGUCUUUUGUCCUCGAGAGGGACACCUCCAAACUCGUACCAGGGGUGCACAUGAAGCAGGCUGGAGGAGUAAGGGGCGUGCAUUUCUCAAGCCCUCAUAACUCCAUGAGCUUUCCUUCCUCCCAGCUGCUGGUGAACUGCGACCUCUUCCCAGAAGAAUUCUCCAUUGUUCUGACACUAAAAGUCAGUAGCAUUGCGCCCAAGAGAAAUGAAUACAUCUUUUCGUUAAUGGAGCCAAAAAAAGUAGAGAAAAAAAGAGUGGGGGAAGACGAAGAGGAGAGAGAUAAAGGGAACAUUUUGCAAAGGAAUAAAGAGAGGGGUGUCGGUGGAGAAGAGCAACAUGGAGAGAGGGAGAGGCGGGUCGAGAGUAAGGAGGAACGUGGACGGGUCAUCCUGGGACUGAGGCUCUCGAGAAAACGUCUGCACUUCCUUUUUAGAAGUCACAGAGGAGUGGUAGAGCGUUGGGUGUUUCGAGGCGACCGACUGGCUGACAACCAGUGGCACACUCUGGUUUUAGUCGUUGGUAGUCAUCAUGGUCUGUUGCGACAGCUGGUUUUGGUGCCAGGUUUGGAUGCCACCCAUCACAUCUGCCCCUCUUCCGACCCCCAACUAGCAGUUCUGUCAGUACCACCGCUUCUCUCAGACCUGCCUGUCAUGGGGAGGGAGGGAGAUGGCCAUGUAACUUCUUAUGAAACAGAGGAGCGAGUGUCAGUGGGGUUGGAGCGGCCGUGCUCAGAGCCGCUACAAGGCCAGAUGUGGUUCAAUCCGCUCAGCAAAGGCCUCUACCUCUGCGACGGUAAAGUGUGGAUCACCGUGCUAGAGGAUCAUAAACGACUAGACUACUUGUUGGAACACCAGGUCCUCACUACCAGCUCAGAGACACAUGAUGUAGAGGUGUUCCAGGUACCUGGCAUAGGUGUGAUGGCUGCUAUGGCGCAUAGGUCAGCCUCUGGCUCUGCUGUCUAUCUGUGGAGCCACACAGGUUUCCAGCUCUACCAGAAUAUCAGCACAUAUGAAGCUCUGGCUUGGAGACACUUCAGCAUGGGAAAAAAGAUAUUUCUGGUGGUGUCUAACUCUGGAGGAGGGCCAGACAAGCUUCACAAAUCCGAGACAGACUAUUCUGUGAUUUACAAAUGGAGCAAAAGAAGAAAAUGGUUUGUGCAGUUCCAGACUCUGCAGACCCACUGUGCACGGGACUGGGAGGCCUUUACCAUCAACCAACAAACCUAUCUCGCUGUAGCCAAUCACAGACAAGGUGAUAAAAAUCACACUAUAGACAGUGUGAUAUACAAAUGGAACAGGUUAACAAAGUCUUUCGAGGUUCACCAGCUGCUGCUGACUUCAGGGGCCUACGACUGGGAGUUUUUCACAGUCGGACCGUACCAUUUCCUGGUGGUCGCAAAUGCCUUUGAUGGAGUGACUACUUCUGUAGACUCAGUCAUCUACGUUUGGGUCAAUGGAAGCUUCCAGGUGUUUCAGACGAUUAAGACGUUCUGCGCCACCGACUGGGAAAUGUUUCAGAUUGGCAGUAGAGUCUUCUUAGUUGUUGCCAAUGGACACAGAUUCCACGGUAACAGACCAAGUCGAUAUGACAUCAACUCCACCAUCUACGAACUGGACAUGAUUGGACAGCUGUUUGUCCGCUUCCAGGAUAUUAUCACCUACAGUGCAGUGGACUGGGAGUUCUUCAGCCUCGGGGAGGAAUAUUUUUUGGUUGUCGCUAACUCCUUUAACGGGGAAUCCUACUCUCUCAACAGCAUUCUCUACAGGUGGCAGGGAUAUGAAGGAUUUGUUCCUGUACAUUGGCUCCCAACGAUUGGGUGCAGUGACUGGGAGUUUUUCAGCUCUAAAGGAGAAUCAUAUCUGAUCUAUUCUAGUGCCAAGGCACCUCUCUCCAAAGUGUUUAAGCUGAAAACCUACUAG